Messenger RNA from Vombatus ursinus (common wombat), 1383 nucleotides. RefSeq names its product transmembrane protein 205-like. The record is from RefSeq and is a predicted model, not a curated record. NCBI's taxonomy places the organism in Eukaryota, Metazoa, Chordata, Mammalia, Diprotodontia, Vombatidae. The transcript is spliced from 4 exons. Bases 262 to 825 code for a protein of 187 amino acids.
AUCACCAUCAUCUUCACUGUUAGAAUGUAUAAGCCCCUACUAUGUGCAGGGCGCUGUGCUUGGUGUUGGCCUUACAAAGAAAGGUUAAAACCAGUUCCUGCCCUCAAUGAGCUCACGGUCUAACUAGGAAGAGACAACAGCCAGGACAGAGGAGCAGAGGCUCAGAGAGAAGGCCCUGGCACUGAAGAGGACCAGGAGGGGCUUCUUGAAGAAGAUGGGACUUGAAGGAAGAUCCCCGGCCCCAGGCCCCUGCAGCCCACGAUGCCAACAGAUGUGGAACCCUCUGUUCUUGCCAAGACCCUCCACCUUAUCUUCCUCUCGACCUUCUGGGGGAUGCAGAUUUGGGUGACCUUCAUUUCAGGCUUUGUGAUGGGUGGAAACCUCACCCGCCACACCCUGGGCUUCAUCCAGAGCCGGCUUUUCCCGUAUUAUUUCCACAUCGGCUCCGCCUGUUCCUUCUUCAACCUGACCAUCUUUGCCAUGUGCCACCCCAGGGAGCUGCUCAGCGAUGAAGAGACCACACAGCUCAUUGUUUUCUUCGUGUGCGUCAUUGUGUCCGCGCUGAACGCCCAGUGGUUCGGCCAGAUGACCUCAGACAUCAUGGCCGACAUGCACCUCCUGGAGCAGAGCUACGGGCUGGGCCAGGACAUCGGCUUCUUCUCCCGCAAGUCCUACACGCGGCUGCGCGAGUCCAAUGCCAAGUACAGGAAGCUGUCCAGCCAGCUCACCCGCUACUGGCUCCUCUCCUCCCUCUGCAACCUGGGUUGCCUGGCAUGUAACGGCUUCAGCCUCUACCACAUGGCCACUCACCUCUCCACCUUGUGACCAGAGGCUGGCCUGUGGGGCCGGGCCAGUGCGGGGAGGGACCUGAGCCAGGUGAUGCAGUGGGUAGUGUGGGGGCUUGGGGACAAGGAGGAAGGGACCCAGAUCCUCCCUCACAUCCUAGCCAUAUGUCCCUGGGCAAUGAAUGAGUGAGUGAGUGAAUGAAUGAAUGAAUGAGUGAAUGAGUGAGUGAGUGAGUGCAUGAAUGAAGUUUGCUCAUCUGUAAAAUGAGGAAUUUGGUCCCUUUCAGCUCUGUGUCUAUGAUCCUGUCAUCUCAGUAAGGCUGUCCAGAGCCUUUUCUUAGAAACUGAGGUCAGCUUCUGGUCACAUGGAAAGGACCUUUUGAGCUGAAGUUGUCAGAACCUUGUUUCCUGUCUACUUUCUUCCCAGAGUUUUGGUGCUGACCCACAGAUCAAUGCAUAAAUGAGUGGAAGAAUGACUCCUUGAAAGACUGAAUAAAGGGAUAGGGAGAUGAAGGGGUAGAUGGAUAAAUGGAUGAAUGGAUGAUUAAAUAGACAGAUAAAUGAUAGAUUGAUGAGUGGAUGGAUGAAUGGAUGGACA